AUGGACAGCACUGGUACUACUAUUAGGAAACAAAAAAAUCAAGCUUAUGAAGAAGAAAAACUUCAUCAUACCCCUUGGGUUGAAAAAUAUCGUCCUAAAUCCCUUAAUGAUGUAUCAUCACAAGAACAUACCAUUAAAGUAUUAACUCAAACCAUUAAAUCAGGUAAUUUACCUCAUAUGUUAUUUUAUGGACCACCAGGAACCGGGAAAACUUCGACCAUAUUAGCAUUAGCUAAAGAAUUAUAUGGACCCAAUUUAUAUAAAUCUCGAGUAUUAGAAUUAAAUGCUAGUGAUGAAAGAGGUAUAUCUAUUGUUCGUGAAAAAAUUAAAAAUUUUGCUCGAUUAACAAUAAGUAACCCCACCAAAGAAGAUUUACAAAAUUAUCCUUGUCCUCCUUAUAAAAUCAUUAUAUUAGAUGAAGCUGAUUCAAUGACUAAUGAUGCACAAUCGGCAUUAAGAAGAACCAUGGAAAAUUAUGCUGGAAUUACCAGAUUUGUAUUGAUUUGUAAUUAUAUUACCAGAAUUAUUGAUCCAAUAACUUCUCGUUGUUCAAAAUUUAGAUUUAAAUUAUUAAAUAAUGAAAAUGCUCAAUUAAGAUUAAAAUAUAUUGGUCAACAAGAAAAUUUACGAUUUGAAUCAGAAAACAAUGAACAUCAAGUGAUUCAAGAAUUAUUGAAAAUUAGUGGUGGUGAUUUACGUAAAGCUAUUACUUAUUUACAAUCAGCGGCUAAAUUAAGUGAAACUUUUGAUAUUAAUCAUCAUCAAAGUUUGAUUACUAUUCAAUCAAUUAGAGAAACAGCAGGAAUAUUACCCGAUGAUAUUUUGGCCGAAUUAAUUCAAUUCAUAAAACUGAAAACUCAACAGUCUAGGUUGAUUAAAUAUAUUGAUCAAUCUAUUAUAUUAUCUGGUUGGAGUGCACAAAUAUUACUCGAUCAAUUACAUGAUAAAUUAAUUUUAGAUGAAUCAAUCAAUUCAUUACUGAAAAAUAAAAUUUCACAAAUUUUUUUCCAACUGGAUCGUAAAUUAAAUAAUGGUACUGAUGAACAUAUUCAAUUAUUAAAUGUUUUAUUACAAAUAUCACAAGUUUUAUAA
This is a messenger RNA of Candida albicans SC5314, 1092 nucleotides long. It is a transcript of the gene RFC2, whose product is annotated as replication factor C subunit 2. The coding region runs from base 1 to 1092 and encodes 363 amino acids. Lineage: Eukaryota; Fungi; Ascomycota; Pichiomycetes; Serinales; Debaryomycetaceae. Gene Ontology annotation, biological process: DNA-templated DNA replication; DNA repair. The transcript has a single exon. Gene Ontology annotation, cellular component: nucleus; DNA replication factor C complex. Gene Ontology annotation, molecular function: DNA clamp loader activity; ATP binding; ATP hydrolysis activity. The record is from RefSeq and is a predicted model, not a curated record.